CAGGGAAGGAGCCUUUGUGCAGAGCUCCUUCCACAGAGGCCGGUGGGGGGUGCGCCCGAGAGCGGGCGAGGCACACAGUCGGCGGUGUUGGCCAUCGAGGGGGCCAUAGUGUUGGCGGUGGUCCAGUUGUUGCGGGGAUCUCCCCUUUGUGGCUCCCGGCCCGGCCGCAUCGGCGGCGGCUUUUCUCGGGCCUUGCGAGGCGUCGUCGGCCUCUCUCAUUCAUCAUUCAUCAGGGCAGUCGCCCUCUGGUUUGUGGGGUGUCCGGGCGGUCCCGGAAGCUGGGUGGUUGUGUUGCUGCUCUGAUUAUUGCUUUUAUUGUUUCUCUGGCUUGCACUGUGGGAUCUUUUGGUAUUGGGCACAGCGGGGGAAAUAGCUGACUAACAAGCAGAAGGUUGCUGGUGGAAUCCCUGCUGCUCCCUGGGGCCUUGGGCCUUUUUGCGGGUGGUUAAGCUUGGUGGGGCUUGUUAGACCUUCUCUCAGGGGAUUGGAGUUUGGGGCAUUUUUUGCAGUGUGGUGAUUUGCUGGCCAUAGCAUUACUGUUAGUCUGUGGGGCUUGUUAUUCGUUUUUUCCCUGCUGACUUAGUUGUUGGCUUUAGAAGAGCCAUGUUCUUUUCACUCCCAGAGGGCUGUCCUGGGUUUGUAAGGCAGUAUGCCGGGGAAAGCUAGGGGCAAGAAAGGGGGGCAGCCUAUCAGGCAACCCAAGAGGCCUGCCCCUCCGCAGUCUUCUUCAGAGGAGGAUGACGAGGAGAUGACUCUCAUUCGGGGGCUGAUUAGUAGGAUGGAGGCUUUGGAAAAAGCUAAGGCCGCCCCUUCCAACAAGGGUGCUGACCUUUCUGGUGGGGGCGGUGUGCCACCCCUUAAGGUUCCUCAGAGGACUAGGGGAUCUGUUAAGUUCCAGCUGCUAACCUCUCUCUCUAGUAGGUUGGAUGCGCUUGAGGAAGGACUGAAUCCUGCCAGACCAGGCCCUUCUGCACCUCCGUUGCCGCUUCCUGCGCCUGAGGUUCCGGUUCCAGAGGCGCCCGCGCCGUCACUGCCUUUGCCUGCUGUACCAGUUGGACAGCCACCAGUGGACCCGACUAGUCCUUCGGCCCCGGGUGCUGGCAGGGCGGCGGUCCCGGUCUGAGUCCUGAUGUGUGGCCAUUCGUUGGUCUUCUGGGCUUUCAAGUGGGCCAGCACCUCCCACUGGGGAUCCCAGCUGGGAUUGGGAAGCAGCGCUUCAGUUUAUUGGCUGGGCAUGCGAGGCAUGCUCUGGAAUCAGUUGCUUCCAGCGUUAAGGGACCAUUUAGAUAGGUUCCCCAUUCCGGAUAUUUUGGUUUUACAUCUAGGGGAGAAUGAUUUGGGCCGGCGGACUGGCCUCGCCAUUUUUCAGCAAGCCUCCUCGGAUUUGGUGACGUUACACAGGUGGAUGCCCGGUGUGCGCAUAAUCUGGAUUAACUGGCUUCAGCGCAGAGUAUGGCGCGGGGCUCAAUCUUGCCUAAGCUUGGAAAAAGCGCGUAGAAAAAUUUCGGCCGCAAUUGGAAAAAUUGUAAUAGCAGCCGGGGGGUCAGUUGUGCGGCAGCCGGAUUUAACUGCUCGCUUUCCUGAGCUAUUUCGCCCCGACGGGGUUCAUCUUUCGGAAAGGGGUUGUGACUUGUAUCUGCGCAACAUCCAGGAGGCCAUUGCUGAAAGGUUAGGCAGGCGUGGGGCAGGAAGGUCAAGCGAGGGCUAACCUUCCUUGGUGGCAGUAACAGUGCGGGCUGUGGGGUAAGGUGGUAUAGAUUAUCGGUGAGCACCCUUGGAUAUUUUAAGGUGGAUUGGUCAAUCGCUUCUUUGUGGCCUGUGCGGCACGGGAAGACUUCGAUUGCCAAGAAAACAGCUUCAGGACUUCACCAACCUUUGGGCUGUGCGGUCUGGCGGGGUAAAGAUCCGAAGCUGUCCAGAUCCCCUCUUUUAAAGGGGGUGGUUGGCUUUGAAGGAAUUGGGCGGGAUGUACCUGCCUCUUUCCUGAGCCAGGGCGUGUCACCCUUUCAGGUGACGGGUAGGAUGAUGGAAUCCUAGCCUAUGCCUAGGUGCCCGCACUGUUUCAUGUUGGUGAUUAAUCACCUUAUUUUCAGUCCGCCAUGCCUGUUGUUAUAUUAAUAAAGCGUGGCCCAUUUCUCCCAUUAUAUAUCUCUCUGUGUCUUCUUGGGCCGGGGUCUGGGCACAAUCCCCCUCCCCUUGCCUUGUGCAAGUAGGAGGGUGUUUGUCCCAGCCUACGUUCCACGAGGCCCAGGAAGCAGCCCUAUUGGCUGAUCGGCCUUUGGUGGGCGGGGCUUUGGCCUUAGCUGAGCGUUUCCCCGCUCAGCUUCUCAGUCCGUUUUUCGGCUUCCCCUCCCUCCCUCCCUGAUGCAGAGCGGGUCUAGUGACUGGUCGCCUUAGGGGCCGAGUAGGAAUUUUUUGCUCUCAACUUAUUGGCUGUUGUUGGGUAUUUUUCCACCUACUCCGUUCUGUAUUCAGUUGUUAGUCAGGUUUUUAGGUUGGCCAUGUUGGCAGUAACAGUGCGGGCUGUGGGGUAAGGUGGUAUAGAUUAUCGGUGAGCAUCCUUGGAUAUUUUAAGGUGGAUUGGUCAAUCGCUUCUUUGUGGCCUGUGCGGCACGGGGAGACUUCGAUUGCCAAGAAACCUGCUUCAGGACUUCACCAACCUUUGGGCUGUGCGGUCCGGGGGUGGGUGGGUAAAGAUCCGAAGCUGUCCAGAUCCCCUCUUUUAAAGGGGGUGGUUGGCUUUGAAGGAAUUAGGCGGGAUGUACCUGCCUCUUUCCUGAGCCAGGGCGUGUCACCCUUUCAGGUGAUGGGUAGGAUGAUGGAAUCCUAGCCCAUGCCUAGGUGCCCGCACUGUUUCAUGUUGGUGAUUAAUCACCUUAUUUUCAGUCCGCCAUGCCUGUUGUUAUAUUAAUAAAGUGUGGCCCAUUUCUC
Molecule: messenger RNA, 2931 nt
Organism: Hemicordylus capensis (graceful crag lizard)
Lineage: Eukaryota; Metazoa; Chordata; Lepidosauria; Squamata; Cordylidae
Exons: 2
Coding region: 650-1123 (157 amino acids)
Source: RefSeq, a predicted model, not a curated record